Molecule: messenger RNA, 1812 nt
Organism: Hypoxylon trugodes
Lineage: Eukaryota; Fungi; Ascomycota; Sordariomycetes; Xylariales; Hypoxylaceae
Exons: 1
Coding region: 249-1277 (342 amino acids)
Source: RefSeq, a predicted model, not a curated record
CGGCAACUGUGUCUGCUAAGCCUUCGCGGAAUCGACUUUCGCUCAUUGAAAUCUGCAUUGCAUAUUUGCAAACGUCCACUCAUUCGACAUCAACGAAGUACAUAUCUAUCCGAGAUCAGGCUACCUUGAAAUAGAGUAAAAUACAUAUCGAGGUACUCCAGCAAGGAAAAGCAAACAGACAAGCAAUAUAAAUCCAUUUGUCAAGUAUACCCAGACAAUUGUAAAUUUACACAAACAAAUCCAUCAAAAUGAAGUCGGCAACUGUUGCGUUCGGCCUUCUCGCCGGUGUGGCCUCGGCCUCUUACAACCACCCGCGCCACUUCCACAACCCCCACUGGCGACGAAAUGACACCGGGGCCUCUACCACCCUAACCGUCGCCAUCACCACCGUUCACACCAUUACCUCCUGCGCUCCUACUGUUACCAACUGCCCGGCUGCCACCGGUGGUAACAGCACUGGCCCUGCUAUCGUCACCGAGGUCAUCGAUCUGACCACGACCGUCUGCCCCGUCACCGCCAUCGGCUCCAUCUCUAGCUCCGUCGUCGGGGAUCACAGCAGCGGUCUCAUCUCUGGUACCACCCGUACCGUCACCGUAACCCCCACCUCCACUGCUUCCACUUCCCCUGAGCAGUCUAACGGUUCCGGUAACUCUGUUUACCCCUCCAUUGGCACUUCUGACCAGACUGUAACCAUGACCAUCGGCCCCGAGAGCUCGCGGUCCCUUUUGGUUACAACCCUGAAGUCCACUUACACUGCAUUGGUUACCGUUACUGCUGUCCCUACCCCUGGAUCUAACUCUGGCAGCGGCAACGGAAACGGCAGCGGUGAGGACUCUAGCAGCGAAGCUACCACCACUACUACACGAACUUCCACUGGCACUCGCACUGUCACCGUUGCUCCCUCUAAGAGCUCCGACGUCGGUUCUGAGGACACUGGAUCUGGCAACGGAUCCGGCUCUGGCGAAUGUGUUGCCAGCACCGUCACCGUCACCGAGACCAUCCCUGCCAGCACUAUCUACGUCACUGCUCCUGCUGCUGGCCCUACUGGCGCUAAGGAGGUUUCCUCCCCGGCUGCCUACCCCACUGGCUCUGACAACAGCGGAAGCAACACUGGCAGCGGCAGCGAAGACGACAGCUCCCCUGAGGAGAGCAGCCAGAGCAACGUUGUUACUGCCACUGCUACCGCCACCGUUGUCCCCUACCCGACCGGCAACAACGGCACCAUCCCCAAGCAAUCCAGCGGCGUCGCCAUCCCGACUGUCAUCCUACGCCACUAAAUUAGCGGCUAGACAAGCCAUGCAUUUUUGAAAAUUCUGUUCCACCCACGUACAUUAUACCCAGACACUUGUAGCAUACAAUAGCAUGAACGAGGGAUGACUGCAUACGACCCAACAACCAUUUUUGCUGACGCCCGGUAGCGAGAUAAAAAGAGAGAAAAAGCAAACAGGCUUGCAUCAAUUACAUUUGUUUUGUUUGUCCUUUUGGAAAGGGGGAAAGGGGGGCGGGCGGGUCAGCUUUGGAUGGAAGAGUAUCUUGGAUACGUCGAUACGAACGCGAAGCCGAUAUCUUGAGUUGAUCUUACUGCUACUUAUCUUGGGGGACGCCAUUUUCUUCUCGUCUCGGUCCGGUUGCCGGGGACUUGGGGAUAGAGGGCGCGCGUUUAUUCAGUUUAUCUUGUUUAAUAUCUAUUACUAUCUAGAUGUGGAUGAGAUGGCUGGAUAGGUGCGUGUUCUCGUUCGAUUCUAGUGUAUGUAGUGUUCUGUAUCUAUCUAGUUUGGCCAUCUUGAAUGGAGUUUUAUGGUGCUUAUAAUA